AUUUUUUACCCAGAUUCCCAUAGCACAGAUAAAUUCCUAUCCUAAACAGCAUACUAUCAUGUGCAUAAACAUACGGCGGAGCGGCUGGGCAGAGGAGGAGGUCCUCGAGAUGCCAAAAUAAAUGGUAUAUUCGUCUUUUGGCACUUCGCGUGACGUCAUCAGCGUGCUCGGAGGCAACAUGGCGGAUACAUUUGCCAAGUACCAUUGCAACUACUGCGAAGAGGAUGUGAACGGACUGAGGGUGCGGUGCUUGGAGUGCGACGACUUCGAUCUUUGUUUACAGUGUUUUGCUUGCGGUGCUGAGAUUGGAAAGCAUAGAAGUGGACACGCCUAUCAAUUUAUGGCCGGUGUUUUCCAGGACACAGGAAACUUUAGCAUUUUCCCCGGUCAAGGCCAUUGGACUGCCAGAGAGGAGGUCAGAUUGCUGGAUGCCAUUGAGCAGUAUGGGUACGGUAACUGGGAGGACAUUGCGCGCCAUAUCGAGACUCGCACUCCGGAUGAAGCAAGAAAUAAGUACAUCAGCAGUUACAUAGAUGGAGCUAUUGGGCGAGCCUCCUGGAAACCAGCGUUAGAAAGAUUGCAGCUCCCCAUUGAGCACACAGUCCCUGACACAGGACCACUCUCGCCAACUCUAGGGUCUUCACUACCCUCUCAGCCACCCUCCACUGAGGAGAACACUAUACUUGGAUACAUGCCACACAGAGAUGAUUUUGAGAGGGAAUGGGAUAAUGAUGCAGAAACAACGAUAGCUCCAUUAUUUAUUCAUCCAGUUGAUGAUGAAGAUGUGGAUAUGGCUCUCAAACUUGCACAAGUUGAUAUGUACAUGCGCCGUCUUCGUGAAAGAUCGAGAAGAAAACGGGUAGUUAGAGAUUUCCAGGUUGUUCCACAAUUUUUCAAGAAGGAAAGAGAAAAAGCCCAAGUUCCGCCAAAAAAGAAAAGCAAAGAUGAUAAAUAG
Molecule: messenger RNA, 955 nt
Organism: Penaeus monodon (black tiger shrimp)
Lineage: Eukaryota; Metazoa; Arthropoda; Malacostraca; Decapoda; Penaeidae
Product: transcriptional adapter 2B-like
Exons: 8
Coding region: 122-955 (277 amino acids)
Biological process (GO): regulation of transcription by RNA polymerase II; chromatin remodeling
Cellular component (GO): SAGA-type complex; nucleus
Molecular function (GO): chromatin binding; transcription coactivator activity; zinc ion binding
Source: RefSeq, a predicted model, not a curated record